Molecule: messenger RNA, 1104 nt
Organism: Phragmites australis (common reed)
Lineage: Eukaryota; Viridiplantae; Streptophyta; Magnoliopsida; Poales; Poaceae
Exons: 1
Coding region: 300-644 (114 amino acids)
Source: RefSeq, a predicted model, not a curated record
AGGCCGGCACAGGCAGACACGCCCCCGCCUUCGCCGCGGCCGUACCCCCCGCCCCACGCUGCCAUUCGACUCCUCUCGCGCUCACGGGCACGCCGCUCACGCACCAUAUACUCGCCACCGUCUCCUCCUCCGCCUCGUACUAGCUCUAGUUGCAGCUAGCCUGCCAUCGCAGCACGCGCCAAGACGUACGCGCGCGCGCCGGCCGCUCCCGCCUCCUCCUUUCUCCGGCCGGUGGCGUGCGCGCUGGCGGGCGGGCGUGUAGCGCGCGCGCUCGUUCCUCGACUCGCCCACGGCGGUUGAUGAGGCCCGCGCGCCGGGACGGGGGCGUGGUGGGUGCCUCGGCGCGGGCGCUCCUGGUGCUGCUGCUGCUUCUACUGGCGGUGAUCGACCGCCGAGGCGCGGAGGCCAUCCGCGUGGUGCCGCACUGGUCGGCGCCGGGCGGCAAGUCGAGGAACCAGAGUCACUCCCACAGCCACAACCGUGGUGGCGGUGGCGGCGGCGGCCGGGCGGCCGUGCUGCCGCCGUGGAAGGCAAUGCCGCUGGUGGGGACGCGGCCAGUGCCCGUGCACCAGCCUGGGUCGGCGGAGGAUGAGGACAGCAAGCGGCGGAUCCCGAGCUGCCCGGAUCCGCUCCAUAACCGGUGACCAGACCAUGCUUGUGGGCUGUUCUUGACUGACGACACUGCUCCUGUCCUGCAUGGAUCAAAGCUUUUGCUUUCUUUCUUCUUACUUCAUCCUUUUCCCAACUUGUUCCUUUUUUACUCUCACUGUAAUUACUACUAGAUCGAUGCUGGGUGUGAAGGACUUUGUAUUGGUAGAAUCUCCCAAUCCAAUCACUUGAGGCGUGCUGGAUCGAGAUUCUUGGCAAACAAAGGCCUUACCUGCUGCUGCUGCUGCUGCCUCGCCUCUUUUUGAUUUCAAAGUGAUGAAGAAAUCAGUCGAAAGAUCUAUCUGUUAGAUGUGGAAAGGCUACUGCUGCUGUUACAGCGGCGGAAGAAUCGCUUGUCGUAUUAAGUGUCCUCGUUCGUUCAUCCACCUAUCUCUUUCAGUAUUUUUACACAGCAGACAGCCUUUCUGAGGGUCAGGGUCCCCUUCUUUUUUUCUA